Molecule: messenger RNA, 863 nt
Organism: Erythranthe guttata (spotted monkey flower)
Lineage: Eukaryota; Viridiplantae; Streptophyta; Magnoliopsida; Lamiales; Phrymaceae
Source: RefSeq, a predicted model, not a curated record
AUGAUAAAUGCAGGUCUAAAAGUGUGGAGUGCAGUUAGCUAUAAUGUUGAAUGCAGGGGUGAAAUACUGAAUGCACCAAAUUUGAUUUAUGGACCACAACCUUGUUUCUUAGAGAGAGUGAUCGCUUGUUUAUUGGAAAAGGAGAUUGAAUUUGAGGUUGUUGAUGUUGACCUCUUCAAAGGAGAGCACAAAUCUCCACAGUUUCUCAAGUUGCAGCCUUUUGGAUCGGUUCCAGUUAUUCAAGAUGGAGACUACACAUUAUAUGAAUCGAGGGCGAUCAUUAGGUACUACGCGGAGAAAUACCGAUCCAAAGGAACCGAACUAUUGGGUAAGACAAUAGAGGAAAGGGGCCUUAUAGAGCAAUGGCUGGACGUCGAAGCCCACAAUUUCCAACCACCGCUCUACGACUUAGUGAUUCAAGUCUUGUUCGGCCCGAAAUUGGGCAUGACACCCGACCAAAAACGCAUCGAUGAAAACGAGAAGAAACUCGCGCAAGUGUUGGACGUGUACGAAGAGAGGCUAUCUAAGAGCAAAUACUUGGCCGGUGACUCAUUUUCACUAGCCGAUCUUAGCCAUCUCCCGUUCGGUCAGUACUUGGUGACCAGUUUGGGGAAGGAGUAUAUGAUUAAGGAUCGAAAAAAUGUGAGCCGAUGGUGGGAUGAUAUUAGUAGUAGGCCGUGUUGGAAGAAAGUGGUUCAAGACUAUCCUGCCCCUGUUUAAAGAAACAAGCUUGUGUUUGUUUUCUUGAGGAUUUGAAUAAAACAGGGUUUAUUGCAUUUAGCACCCGUGUGUUUACUUUACUUUCCAAAAAAUCACCGUGUAAUAAUAAUUACUAAAUAAAAUGGGGUUUAUUGUUUAUUGCA